ACAGACAAAGCAGUUUCAGUUCCUCGGGGGCAUCAAUGGGUCUCGGAAUCCCCUGUAAUUUCUCUUUGUGCGCUUCAACUUGCCGGAAACCAGCCAUUUUCCGUGAUUUUUCUCCAGUUGGAAACAAAAGGCGCGUCCAUAAUCUGACGAGUAGAUGCUGGUCUACGAGAGCUGCACUUGAAACGGUGGCUGGGAUCUUUGACUCUGAACGCAGCCGGGGCUGUAUUUCGUCGUCGUCGUCGACGAUUCCGACACAUAAAGUCACAGUUCACGACCGAAAGGGAGGGCUUGUUCAUGAAUUCCUCGUUCCCGAGGAUCAGUAUAUAUUACACACGGCUGAAGCUCACAACAUAGCUCUGCCAUUUGCUUGCAGGCACGGUUGUUGUACUAGCUGUGCUGUUCGUGUAAAAUCUGGGAAAAUAAGGCAACCUGAGGCCCUUGGGAUAUCUGCUGAAUUAAAGUCAAAGGGUUAUGCACUGCUUUGUGUGGGUUUCCCGUCUUCUGACAUUGAAGUUGAGACCCAGGAUGAGGAUGAGGUAUAUUGGCUUCAAUUUGGAAGAUAUUUUGCACGAGGACCAGUCGAAAGAGAUGACUAUGCACUGGAGUUGGCCAUGGGUGAUGAGUGAUAAGAACUAGAAAAUCAAAGAUGUCUCACAGUAAGACGAGCAGAACUACUUCUACAUGCCUGCUUCCCCCAACUUCCCACCCGACAUUU
Molecule: messenger RNA, 715 nt
Organism: Telopea speciosissima
Lineage: Eukaryota; Viridiplantae; Streptophyta; Magnoliopsida; Proteales; Proteaceae
Product: ferredoxin C 2, chloroplastic
Exons: 6
Coding region: 36-626 (196 amino acids)
Molecular function (GO): iron-sulfur cluster binding
Source: RefSeq, a predicted model, not a curated record